Messenger RNA from Anguilla rostrata (American eel), 5549 nucleotides. Its product is annotated as ankyrin repeat domain-containing protein 40-like. The transcript has 5 exons. Lineage: Eukaryota; Metazoa; Chordata; Actinopteri; Anguilliformes; Anguillidae. Bases 680 to 1837 code for a protein of 385 amino acids. The record is from RefSeq and is a predicted model, not a curated record. Gene Ontology annotation, molecular function: protein binding.
GGGUCAUACUAGACAAGUUAGCUGAAGGCAAUGAACUGAUGGCGUGCGUGCCUGCGCAUGUAUCAGAGACUAAAAAAAAAAUAGGCAUGUAUACGGCUUCACCGCCUGGCCCACCUACCCUCUCCAGUGCCUAUGUAUGCUCGGUGGUAGUAGCUAGCUAGUAGCUAGAAAGUUCUCUAGAAAGAGUGGCAAGCGCGGCCAAAUCACUGGGGCGGAGUAACCAAUGAACUGUUCAGUGGGAGUAACUAACGAAAGGAGCUGGAACGAAACAGAAGACAAGUGUGGGCUUGCAAACUAGCUAUCGAUAGUGCAAGUCGGUAAAAACGUAGCAUUAGCUACAUUAAGAUUAACGACACCUCGAUAGCGUGGCUAGUCAGCUAAGCUAUAACCAUUAGCUAUGAUUUUAGAAACUCAAAUGCACCACCAGAAGAAUACUUUUAAAGCAGCUGGUGCGCUAAAUUUAAACUAAAGCUGUUAUGUUAUAUGGAGUAAUCGGCUGACUAACUAGUUUGCUAUCAUCAACGUGUCUGAUAGGCUAGGCUACCUACCUUAGACUAUAGCUAUUUCUCGAUAACCAAAAGGUGGUAUAGUUCGCUGUAUUUUCGUAGCGGCAAAACAUUGUUUGCUAAAGUAAAUUAGCUACAAUUGUUGCUUAUGAAGCCAUACAACAUUGACAGAAAUGUCAAAAUUAUCAGUGGACAAAGAAUUGCAAGAGCGGUUGAGAGAGGCAUCUGCUAUCGGAGACAUUGACGAAGUACGGAUUUUAGUGGAGAGUGGAGUUAAUAUCAAUUCACAAAACGAAAUAAAUGGAUGGACAUGUCUUCAUUGGGCAUGUAAGAGAAACCAUGAACAGGUUGUGGCCUACCUCAUUGGUUCCGGAGCUGACAAAGAAAUUCUCACAACUAAAGGAGAAUUGGCUGUCCAGCUAACGUCUAAGCGUGAUAUACGAAGACUCCUUGGAGUGGAAGAAGACAUUCCUGAGGUGAAGGAGCCAGAAUUGCCUAUUACCCCAAAUUAUCUGUCAAACCCACAGUUCCCAUAUGGAAAGACAGAUACAAAGGAGUUGAUCCUAGAGUCCCACAUUUCCGGAAUUGGCACAGUGGACCAGGAGCCUCACUGUGAGCCAGCCACCGCCCCAACCCCAUCACAGCCAAAUAAGCAUGAGCAGAGCUCAUUUGCUGACACAGAGGGGCAGAGGCAGGCUGCCUACAUCCCAGUGCCAGAGCAGAAUGGCCUGCCACUCAACCCUCAGGCUGUUACAAAUGGAUCACGCUUGGAGGUCCGCCAUUCCAGUCACGGAGAGUAUGCCCAAACAGUUAAAGAUAGUGGGCUGGUGUGCUCAUCUCUUUCCUCCUCCAAUGGGAGUUCCAGCUCCUAUGUGGACAACCCCACUGUCAGCAGACAGCAAUCUGUUCCGCCUCAGCUGAACACAACUCAGGCUGGCAUGUCUGUGCCUGCCUUCCAGCCAUUCUUCUUCACUAGCACAUUCCCAGUCAAUGUGCAAGAGCUGGUUCUGAAGGUGCGGAUCCAGAACCCUAAUGCCAGAGAAAAUGACUUCAUUGAGGUGGAGUUGGACCGACAAGAGCUGACCUACCGUUCACUUCUCAGGGUGUGUUGUAGAGAGCUGGGGAUUAGCUCAGACCACGUGGAGAAGAUCCGCAAGCUGCCUAAUACCAUGCUGAGGAAGGACAAAGAUGUGGCCAGGCUACAGGACUUUCAGGAGCUGGAGGUGGUGCUGGAGAGAGCAGAGAGUCUGUCUUUGUUGCCGGGUGGAGAACAGGGCAGUCUGACAGACAGACCAUGCUACAACUUGAAAGCCUCCAAGUUGACCUAUUAGUUAGAAGUGGGGUCUGUUCACACUGCAAUGAGACAGGACACUAAUAGUCAAUUAUGUAAAACAAGGAGAAUGACCAGGUGUGUCAUGGCACUUUGUUUGGAACGUAAGUAGUGUGGAGCCAUUAUCACAGAUUCUAAAGUUAGAAGUUUUGUCUACAAAUACCGUUAACUGCUGAGGCAUUGAAGAAGGCCUGGGGAUACUGUCAGGAUAUUUGGAGCCUUUAUGUGAUGUUAACACUGUGCCACAGAAGAUCCAGACAAUAGUUUUCAUAAUCCAAACAUGAAUAGGCGGCAGUGUAGUGUAAUGGCUAAAGAGUUGGUCUUGUAACCUAAAGGUCGCAGGUUCGAUUCUCCGGUUGGACACUACCGUUGUACCCUUGAGCAAGGUACUUUAACCUGCAUUGCUCCAGUAUGUAAGUCGCUCAAUGUAAGUCGCUCUGGAUAAGAGCGUCUGCUGAAUGCCUGUAAUGUAAUGAAUUGAAGCUCAUAACCCUUCUGUAAAUCAUUUUAAUCAAAUUUUCCGGGUUUAUACAUGGAUGAUGAUGUAGAAACAUAAGCUGAUUGGGAGUCUUGUAUUUUAAUUAAUACAGAUUUUUAAAUAUACAUUUUAAUUCAAAUUAUAGCGGCUGAUUCCCGCUUAAUGUGAAAAGCACAAGCAUCUCAUUGCCUCCCAUACCUUAUUCAUCAAAAUUUUUGGUAUGCCUACAGUUUUUCAAAAAACAUCCCUGAAUCAUGAAGGCAAGCAGGAAGACUUUUUCACUGCCUUAUAGAGCAGUGCUUUCCAAACCUCUCCUCGAGUACCCCUGUCCAGAUCCAGGUAUUUGAUGUGUUCCAUCUCAAGCACACCUGACGUAAUUAAGAAAGAGCUUGAUGAGUUGUAUCAGGUGUGUUUGAGGUGAAAUGCAUGAAAUGCCUGAAUCCAGCUGGGUGUCCAGGUAGGAGAGUUUUCGAAACCAGUGUUCUUCAGGGUCUGACUUCCUCACAAGGGGAAGAUUCUGAAAAGGGCAGGCCUUUUAUAAGAAAAUGGAUGUGGAUGAUGAUGUAGUGGUGCCUACAGUUGGGUGUAUGUGUAGAGGCCUCAAGAGACCAGCCUGCUGUGCAUGUUGGUGGUGUCUAUUGGACAUGAAAAAAUUCUAGAUUUGUUUGUUUAGCUACUUUUUCACCUAUGGAUACCGACAUCUCACAAGCUAUUUUGUUUUUUAAUUUUUUUGCAUACAGAGACUAGGUUACAAAACAAGAAUUCACCCUACAUUCACCACUUGCGAUAAUUCCUUUUACUAAUUUAAAUCUAACUUACAUUUUGUAUCUUUUGUCUGUGGUGAUACUAGAGUACAGUGUUACAACACAGAAACCAAACACUAAUGCUAAAGCAUGGCAGUGCUUUGAAACAUUGUCUAAUUGUCUCCUCUGUAUUCAGAAGUUAUUUGGUCUUUUGGGUUGCUUGUAGUUGUCCUUGUGUGACCAGUUUAGAAAAUUGCUUUAUUGCUUCGAUUCUUAUUUGGAAUGGAAGCAUCCUCCUGAACCCAAUGAUGUACUUAAAUACUAUUCAUGAAGGGUGGUCGGAGAGGUUGAACACUGUCGCAGCUUCAGUGGUGUUUUUGGGAGGAGGGUUUAAGAGCACUUUCACUCUUCAUGUCAUUCAAAUACUAAUGUAUUGCCUUCUGAGGUACCACAAAAGUUUGCUUCAAGGUGUGGAAAAAUUCAGUUUGUUUCACUGGCUUAAAAUGUUCAGCUCUUAAGAUAUGUGACCGUUUCUGUGUUAAUUUUGUUUGACAUACAGAUACGCAGCUCAGAUGACUAACAUCACUAUAAAAAGUUAAUUUGUCUUAAGUUCAUUCGAACAGUCAAAACCCAAAAAUAGGAAUUCCAGCAAAAAUCAUUCUUUUUGCAUGAUUUUCAUCAUGUGUGAGCUAGAGCCAUGUUUAAAUUAUUAGUUCAGGUUACUGUCAGGAACUGUAAGCUUGUUAGUUUAGCUACUGUGCAGGUAACUGGAUAAAUAUCAUUGUUGCUCAAAAAGCAAUUGGGGAAAAUUAUGUUAGCAAAGGUUCUACCAGUGAGGAGUGCAGACUGCAGUAUAUGCUGCUGUUUUUUUUUUGUUUUUUUUGCAACAGAAUUGGUUUGCAAAUCCUCCUCCCUGGGAGAGGGAUCAGAUUCCAACACAUCCAAUUUGCUCUGCUGUUGUAUUUGCCCCAGUAAUGGCAUUCUGCUUGUGAACAGGGUAUGUCAACGUAGAUGGCAUAUGCGAUAAUGAUCUGAAAUAUAACAAAUGGAUCUUUGCUGUUUUUGAUAUUUGAUAUCAUUACAUUCGGGCUAGAUUGCAGACAAUAAUUGACACGUUUUUUAUCUGAAUUUGUGACAAAUAAAAACAUGAAGACAAAUUUGAUAGUGUUUUGUACUCAAAACAGCCAAUGUUUCCAUAAGAACCAUUUUGCUAUAGAGAAUGUAAUUUUAAAUUAUGAGGGGUAAAUUAUUGUUUAAGGUGGGGAUAUUUUUGCAUAUUUAAAAUGCUUCUAUUAAAACUUUUUUCUUUGUACUCUUCAAAUUAAGGCUGUGUGUUAAAGCACAAGUGAUAUUGUGUUAUCUCCUGUGAAGAAACACUUUUUGUUGCCUUUUGGGUUUAAUAUGCAUAUUUGUAUUUUGAACAUCUGGAAAGUUGAGUGAUUUGUGUAGCUACUGUGACCUAACAUUAAUGUAGUUGGCUCAGAUCCCUCUAUACUGUAUGAACACAGAAAAUGGCAAAUUGCUUAACUAACAUGUGGGGAUGGAUGUGAAUUAGUCAGGAUUUGAUUAAUGAUGUGAUUUUUUUGGACUGUGAUGCGUUAAUCUUUUUCUGUGUCAGGUAUCUUUUUUUCCCCCUUGGUGCACCUGCAUACACCCCCUCCCCCACCCACCCCAUAUGUGUGGGCCUGUUCAUUUGUUUGCAGGUAAAUUUCUACCUAGAGUGUCUUACAAAAUUUAAAUAUGGUCACCAUAGCUAUUAAUUUGAUUUUAAAAUACUGUGAAAUGUUUGGUAAUCAUUAAAAUAUGAUCCUUGUUAACCAAGAGGUAAUGUAACCCAUGUUCUAUAGGAAAUAUAAUAUUUUUACAUUAAUAAUUUAUCACUGUAGACUUGUAGAAAACAUGGGAAAAAAUAAUGGUUACAAGUGCACAACUUCCAAUGUUAUAAUGAAUACAGUAUGAAUUCAGCACAGGAGGAAAAGAGAACUACUGAAAGUACUGCCUGGAUGAAUCAUAAUAGAUUAAUUGUUUUUAUUUACCAUGUCUUCCUUUAACAACUGUGGGGAGAAAUUGAAAAAUGGAAGCAAACCAUGUGUGACAAUUCUAGAUUUAUGAGUGAGAAAUGGAAUGAUUGGAGGCUCCAAAAUGUAUAAGGAGUAUUUUGUAGAAAAUGAUUGUUCACUGAAAGUUAAGGGGAAUGUUUGAUGUCCUAACGGAGUGGUUAGAGAAGUCUUGUCCUGUUUCUCUUCUGUGAAGACACACAUCAAUGUCUCCAGUUUGAGAUACUUUUUGCUUAAGUCAUCUGACUGUCUCAGAAGAAAUGACUGUGUACUAAUUAACCUUCUAGUAGGAGGAGUAGUUUGACUUAACCUAUGCAUUCAGAGUCUGAUAUUUUUAUAUGUGUUAUGUAAUUUGAUAAAUACUUAAGCACUUUUUAACUUGUGUUACUGAAGACCCAACGCUGUUCUUCAAUAAAGCAUGGUAAUUAACUGUUA